Molecule: messenger RNA, 1448 nt
Organism: Cucurbitaria berberidis CBS 394.84
Lineage: Eukaryota; Fungi; Ascomycota; Dothideomycetes; Pleosporales; Cucurbitariaceae
Product: cysteine dioxygenase type I
Exons: 4
Coding region: 353-982 (209 amino acids)
Biological process (GO): L-cysteine catabolic process
Molecular function (GO): cysteine dioxygenase activity; ferrous iron binding
Source: RefSeq, a predicted model, not a curated record
AUUACCGAUGGAAGCCGCUAUGCAUCGCUGAACUUGUCUGACUUCCUAUUGCAUUUGCAGGACCACGUUUGGGUUGCACUGGUUGUACGAUUAUUGGCCGAUUGACUAGCUUACAAGUUUGGCUGCUGCGCAAACUCUUACAUAACGAAGCAAGACGUGUCUGCACAAGCAGCACUGAACAGCACACGGCUCGUUUUCUCCUCCCCGCUCCUCUAUAAGGCCUGCCCUUAUCUUGUCUCCCCGUUCUAAUCUUCUUUCACAAGUUGAUCGCUCUUUCGGAAACAGACCCUACAACUCACAUCACACCACCCUCCCGUUCUGCAAUAACUCAUCAUUCAUCCUACCCAUCAACAUGUCAGAUCUGGCCGCGGAACAUGACAAACUCGAAGAGCUUGUUCAAGCUCUACGAGAGAAGCUUGGUCCCUGCUCUGGCAUCGACUCCGAGGAUGUAGAUCCUACAGAACUACAACAGCUCAUGGAAGGCUACAUGUCCGAUGAGUCAGAGUGGGCGAAAUAUUACUUUCCGUCGCCAAACUUCCCGUAUACACGAAAUCUGGUCGACAAGGGCAACGGCAAGAGCAACUUGCUCAUUCUAGUUUGGGGGCCUGGCAAAGGGAGUCCUAUUCAUGACCAUGCCAACGCACACUGCAUCAUGAAGAUCCUCAAAGGCAAGCUCGUCGAGACACGUUUUGCGUGGCCUACGCAACACCUCAACAAUUCCGAGGAGCGCCCACUGCAAGUGAUCUCCGAGAAGACAUACGAAGAAAAUCAAGUCACAUACAUGUCUGACAAGCUUGGCCUGCAUCGUAUCAAAAACCCUAACCCGAACGACUACGCCGUCUCUCUACACUUAUACACACCACCCAAUGCAGCCGUCUAUGGCUGCAACACCUUCAACGAGAAUACUGGGCACGUCAGGCAUAUGAAUAAAUGCACCGUCUUCUCGGAGUACGGUCAUCCAGUGCGCGAGCCACAACCAUGAUGGUAUAUACUAAGAUGAAGCCUUCGCCCCUACAAAGAUACGGCAUCUCAUAUCUAAGCACUAUAUCAUCAUUGAAAGGGGCUAUGUGAAACUGGUUAUAGCGUUGGUCGUCUAGUCUCACCGGAUAUAGUUUCGCUGGAGAGCGACAUUGGCGUUCAUUGCAUUGCAUGCAUCAUUCCCGCUCGCCAUAGCGUUCUAUUAAAUAUUGCUUCUCACUCUCGAAAUGUCCACCUCUCCAUACCCGCCCUCUUCAUUUCCCCCUCUGUUAUCACCUGUGAAAAAGAUGAACUUCCACUACGUCGUCACUUCUCUUUCGGAUCACUUGGAUUUGAAUGCUCUUCCUGAACGGGAACACUUUGCUCGUAUUUCUGUAUGUGGUUUUAGGGACGAUCGAGCCUUGCAGCAACUAUAGAGAUAAUGGUCGGGACCGUUGGUUGACCUAACGCCUGAAAAUCAUUGUGUACAG